Molecule: messenger RNA, 519 nt
Organism: Funneliformis caledonium
Lineage: Eukaryota; Fungi; Glomeromycota; Glomeromycetes; Glomerales; Glomeraceae
Source: the annotation of a GenBank genome assembly
AUGUCGAGCAACAAAUGGAGAAUUGACUUUACAAAUCUUUCAGAUCAAGCAAGACGACGAGAAGUUCGAGGGCAAAAUUAUGUCAUAGAUGCACCGCCUCCACCAGGGUUUACCGCGUCUGUUCCGGCUAUCACUGCUUCAAGUUCUAAAGGCAUUUUGAAAGCGUGGGAUGUAGCUUUAUCUCCAGGAAAAAAUAUACCCAUGAAUGCUUUUAUGUUAUGGAUGAGUGGAAAUGGAGUACAGAUAUUUAGCGUUAUGAUUACAGGAAUGUUAUUUUUCCAGCCGAUUAAAGCAUUAAUGGGGAUCGAUAGUGCAUAUUCUUUAAAAGUGUUUGAACGAUAUGAAUCACCAAAAACCAGGCCACAUUUAAUGUUACCAAAACUUGUUUAUGUAAUCUUACAGCUUCUUACAAUGGCCUUGGGAUUAUAUAAAUGUUUUUCCAUGGGACUUUUACCCACUGCAACUUCUGAUUGGCUAGCCUUUAUGGAACCAAGACAGGAAAUAAUAUAUUAUGAUUAG